Mus musculus (house mouse) is the source of this 5338-nucleotide messenger RNA. RefSeq names its product trans-acting transcription factor 8 (gene Sp8). The transcript is spliced from 3 exons. The record is from RefSeq and is a predicted model, not a curated record. Bases 1172 to 2632 code for a protein of 486 amino acids. NCBI's taxonomy places the organism in Eukaryota, Metazoa, Chordata, Mammalia, Rodentia, Muridae. Gene Ontology annotation, cellular component: nucleus.
GGCGUUUAUUUACUGGCCUCACUCAACUUCGCAGUUUCUCUAUCCAGACCGCCAAUCUCUUAGGCACGUACACUUUAUUGUAUUGUUUCGGUUCCCUACCCCUAGCUUUGGUGCUCGCGCGCACGCACACGUCGGUCUUCCCUCUCGAUCGCGCGCACCCACUCUCCACCUACACCAAACGGGUGCACGCCUCUCCACACCCGGGAUUGAACGUACUGUCGCUCCUGACUCCCUACGGUAGAAGGACUCAGUUACCUUACACACUUUCCAGCUCUGUCCCUGACCCCUUUUGUCACACACGUAGUUACUCGGCCCGCUCUCGGUGGUUGUACGACCACUCUCUGCCCUUGCUAGGUCACGGUUUUUGCGACCCUGCCCAGUUACCCCUCCGCUUUCUACACUGCUCUCUCCGAGGUGGGUCACACUCGCGAUCAUUUUUCACGCGCGCGCACACGCACACUCUGCGACACUCGCACCCCCACACUCCCGCCGGCGCCGAUGACCUCACGGCGCGCGCGCCGCGCGGCCCGGCGAGGCCACAGAUUGGCUGGCCGCGCCUCCGCGGCACUUCAAAGCCGGAGAGGGAGCUACAAUUGUGGCGGAAUGGGCGGAACUGAUCAUUGUAUUGCACACCUCUAAAAAAAACACUGCCUCUGAUUUAUCAAUAUAAAAAAGAUCCUCUGAGAGGAGGAGGGCGCUUCUGUGUGAUGGCAACUUCACUUCUAGGGGUGAGUCUCAGGAUCUUCUCUUGCUGGUUUAAUUAGUUUCCUUUUAUUGCCUAUCGGAGGGGGUUAAAGUCGCCCCGGCCAGGCCACGGGCUAUCAGUCUCUCUAUUGAGAGCCACCACCACCCCCCUAAAUACAAGUGAGUUUAGAAAAAAGAAAGGGGGGGGGGAGGAGGCAGAGCCACUUUUUUUUUUUUCAGCACAGGAAAGGUUCGUAGGGCAUUGAGACCCGCCACCUCGCAGAGCCUGGCCGCUCCCUGCUCGGGAGAACUGAGCAUAGCCCCUAAUACACUCGACGAUUUCGAAGGGGAACGCGACGUGGCGCUUUGCUCCAGAAUCAGACGCUCGCCGCCAAACUUGUCCCCUCCUGUAGAGUAGGAGGCAGCCGGGCGCCGGGGCAGCUGGGGGUGCAGGGAAGAACCGAGGUUGGGAUCCACUCCUCUGGCCAUGCUUGCUGCUACCUGUAAUAAGAUCGGCAGCCCCAGCCCGUCUCCCUCCUCCCUGUCGGACAGCUCUUCUUCCUUCGGUAAAGGCUUCCACCCUUGGAAACGCUCCUCGUCUUCCUCCUCCGGCAGCUGCAACGUAGUGGGUUCCAGUCUCUCUAGCUUCGGUGUGUCGGGGGCCUCCCGGAACGGCGGCUCCUCCUCAGCCGCAGCGGCGGCAGCGGCGGCAGCAGCGGCGGCCGCAGCCCUGGUGUCCGACUCUUUUAGCUGCGGAGGCUCGCCCGGCUCCAGCGCCUUCUCUCUCACCUCCAGCAGCGCCGCCGCAGCGGCAGCAGCUGCGGCGGCUGCCGCUUCCAGCUCGCCCUUUGCCAACGACUACUCUGUGUUCCAGGCUCCGGGCGUCUCGGGGGGCAGCGGCGGCGGCGGCGGGGGAGGCGGCGGCGGUUCCGGAGCGCACUCGCAGGAUAGCUCCCAUCAGCCAGUGUUUAUCUCCAAGGUGCACACGUCGGUGGACGGACUGCAGGGUAUCUACCCGCGCGUGGGAAUGGCGCACCCGUAUGAGUCCUGGUUCAAGCCUUCGCACCCGGGCCUUGGCGCCGCGGCCGACGUGGGCUCCGCGGGCGCCUCCAGCUGGUGGGAUGUGGGCGCGGGCUGGAUCGACGUGCAGAACCCCAAUGGGGCGGCAGCGCUGCCCGGCUCGCUGCACCCGGCGGCCGGGGGCCUUCAGACGUCGCUGCAUUCACCGCUGGGAGGCUACAACUCGGAUUAUUCCGGCCUGAGCCACUCCGCAUUCAGUAGCGGUGCCUCGUCGCACCUGCUCAGCCCUGCAGGACAGCACCUCAUGGACGGUUUCAAGCCGGUAUUGCCCGGCUCUUACCCCGAUUCCGCCCCGUCGCCGCUGGCCGGCGCGGGCAGCUCCAUGCUGAGCGCGGGGCCCGCGGCGCAGUUAGGGGGGUCCCCACGCUCGUCCGCUCGCCGCUACUCCGGCCGCGCCACUUGCGACUGCCCCAACUGCCAGGAGGCUGAGCGGCUGGGCCCAGCGGGAGCGAGCCUGCGUCGCAAAGGGCUGCAUAGCUGCCACAUCCCGGGCUGCGGCAAGGUGUACGGCAAGACGUCGCACCUGAAGGCGCACCUGCGUUGGCACACCGGCGAGCGGCCGUUCGUGUGCAAUUGGCUGUUCUGCGGUAAGCGCUUUACGCGCUCCGACGAGCUGCAGCGGCACCUGCGGACCCACACGGGCGAGAAGCGCUUCGCCUGCCCGGUGUGCAACAAACGCUUCAUGCGCAGCGACCACCUGAGCAAGCACGUGAAGACACACAGUGGUGGCGGCGGCUCGGCGGGCUCCGGCGGCGGCAAGAAAGGCAGCGACACCGACAGCGAGCACAGCGCGGCGGGAAGCCCUCCUUGCCACUCCCCUGAGCUGUUGCAGCCUCCAGAGCCGGGCCACCGCAACGGCCUGGAGUGACUGUCGCGAUGCCUCCCACCUGAAUCCCGUCGGGCUUGUGUACCUAGACUGGGCUCCAGUCUAGGCUAGCUGUGCGUUCUUUCCCCCAACUUCUCAUUCUCUCUCUCACCGGUUUUCUGCUCUUAACUUUUAGGAUGUGGACAGUAAGUAGCACACAUCGGUGGCUGAAUCCUUGGCUCCCUUCUGCACAGUGACAGCCAUGCGGGGCGCAGUGGAAACCCGCUCCUCCAGCACUGGGCUGGCGGAACUUUGAAGAGGCUGUGGCCUCUGGGGUUAGGACGGGAUGAAUGGGUUGUCUGGUAGAACAGUGGCUUUUGUGGCCUUGGAAAGAACAGUGUUCAACCCGCUUGAGCCGCAGCUGUAGGGAGAGGGAUGUAGGAGUCCUGCCAAGGAAUCCCCUCCUGGACCCCCGAGUGCUCCCCUUGGACUGUCCUGUGCUGAGCAUUACACUCGUGGGAGGACUGCUGCAACCCAGACCGGGUUAGCAGAGUUUAGAUCUCCCCAUUCAGCUCUGGCUAGGUCUUUGUGCCCUGCGGGUGAACCGAUGAGAGUUCUGCGAACGGGAAUCAAUGCCUCCCCCUCCUUUCUUCUUUGUAACUUUUUAUUUUUUAACUGAAAAACUGAGAGGAAAAAAAUAAACAAGCAAUCUUCCUCUUAGCUUCUCGUUUAGAUAGUUUUCCUCUGCUUGCGAGCACGUUUCUCUCCAAACUGCAAAUAUUGAUCCCAAAGUUAUUUUGGUCGCCGUAAUUUAUGGGGUGGGGGCGGGAGUGAGGGUAGGUGUCUUUUCUUAUGCAAAAAUACCCCCUUUCCGGUGAGACCAGAUUAAGUAUCUUCGUGUUUGUCUUUUUCUACCUCGGUUUUUUCACCAUCCCCAAGCAUAUUCUUCCAACUUCCCACAUCACCACCACUUUUGGGUUAGUCUAGGAAUCAAUUUAUCUACUGAUUUCUGUAAAUUAUUGCAAGUCAUUGAUUAAUUUUAGGGUUAAACUUUUUCUUUGUGAUUUAAACUUAAGUGAAGAAGCUAUCGUUUAUUUCAGAUGAGGCUGUAGUUUAAAUGCCAAAAGAGGGAAACGGGGAAACAAUUUUUAAAAAUUCUUUGUAAAAUAUAUCUGAACCUAAUGGUUUGUACAACUGGAAAAUCGUUCUAGAUUAGUUUCCCAUUAAACUUGACUCCGCCGCUGUGAGGUGUGAGACGAUUUUGUAUAGUAUUUUUCUUGUACAUUACUUCCGGUAAAUAUUUGAAAAUAUAUUGAAGUAAACUUGAUUUUUUUUCUUUUUCGUCAGAAGGAAUUAUUAAGAGUUAUUGCUGAGGUUCUAAUGAGCUGCAGGUGUUUUUUUUUUUUUUUUUUUUUUCCUUUUUCUUUUUUCCUUGAACUCAAUUCUGGAGGUGCAGAGCCACACACGCACUUUCCGGGCCUAGUUUUGCUCGAAUAUGAAUUUAGAUAGGUAUCAAGCUGUAACUAAGACACUAUUUGAUAAAUGUUGGAUGACAUUUAAUUUAAUGGCGCAUGUACUUAUUUGCAUUUGCUGGCAGUUCAGGUAUAGUUAAAGUGAGAGUUCUCCUAUACUUCAUAAUAACGGGGUCUGCCAAACCCAUGUAUUAAAUAAAUUGUCCAAGUGAUACUCGACUAACUUUGGCCUUUGUGUAUUUCCUGAAGGUGAUAUUGUUAACUGUUGACAAAUACUCCUGACACUACAUUUAAGUGUUGUUUGCAGAGUCUGCAAACUAACUAUUCAUUGUCAUGUUGAAAUAAUUUGGAUAUUUCACAUUGAAAUGAAAAGCCUUUCUCUGGAACAUUAGACUUGCAUUUUAAAUGCAUGAAAUGUAAUUGAUUUAUUUGUAAUAUUUUAAAUGGUAUUAAUAAACUCAAAAAAGACUAGGUCAGUUAAUUUGGUGUUUUUCCCCCCCUUUUAAAACUACGGGCAUUUGCAUUUUAUCUUCCGUUUUAAUGUCUAAUUUAAACAAAAUAUGACCCUGUUUUUUGUGGCAAUAUUUAAUUAUUUGCCUUUAAGAUAUUAUGUAGAUGGAAGAUCUAUUUGGCAAAGCUGUUUCUUUGUUUACCAAGAUAAAGAUUAUAGUGUCUAAGAUAUGUAAUUAAUUAUUUACCAUUAGAUUUAGCUCAGCACCAGGAUUUAUUGACCUCUUAAAACUUGUAGUAAUUCACAAACAAUUCAAAGAAAUUCCAUGUUGCUGCUUCCUUCUCAGUCUUCAGAAGGAGUCAGGUUGUUGGCCUUUGAUCGAGUUUAGUGUUUGAAAGGCCAAGACUUAGAUGAAAGAUCAAUACAUCUAAAAUAAAAGCAUCAUUUGGGGAUACCUUCUGUUAGGAGACAGAGGGGGUCAAGCUAACAAAAGCUUGUUUUCUGGCACUCUAUGUCUUAGCUAAACAUUCUGCAGAGGUAAAUAUCAGUAGAUUCCUGUUGAAAUGAGUUAUCUGUUCUUUAAAAGUCUCUAAACAGCCACCAAAGAAAAGAAAGGUUAAACCUUAAUCUAUCUACGAGGCUAUUGUUCAAAGGUGUCAAUGAUGCCAAUAAAAAAACAUUGUCUUGUUAUGUCUAAGUGCAUUUAAGCAAUGGGUGUUCCUUGAGCCAUACUUUGAAACAUAGUAUACUUUAAAUGUUGAUUGAUGUUAUAUCAAACUAUUUCACUAUUAGAUUAAUAUUAUUUUGAAUCAAACUUAAUAAAAAGUUAGUGUGUUGAGAUUCUAA